AUGACGUCUUUAACACAUGACCGCUAUACAAUCGCGUGGAUAUGCGCGUUGUCGCUGGAGGCCGCAGCUGCCCGUGUUAUGCUGGAUAAAUCCCACAGUCCGCUGUCUCAACCCUCCACCGAUCCGAAUGCCUACGAGCUUGGCGAAUUAAACGGCCACUAUAUUGUCAUUGCCUGCCUGCCAGCUGGCGUAUACGGAACAGUGGCUGCCGCGGAUGUGGUAUCUCACAUGUGUUCAACUUUCCCUCGGCUUCAAUAUGGAUUAAUGGUGGGAAUUGGAGGCGGGGUCCCGGGUAAAAAUAAUGAUAUUCGACUAGGCGACGUAGUGGUCAGCAAACCAGUUGGACAGUACAGUGGAGUGAUACAGUAUGAUUAUGGCAAGGCGGUUCAAGGCGGGAAAUUCGAGCAAACAGGCAUCUUGAACAAACCACCAAACACUUUUUUGACCCAUAUGAGUCAAUUGGAGGCAAAGAAAUGGACUGAGGGUGAGGCUGCUCUUGCCACAAUAGUGUCGGAAGCUCUGGAACAAAACCCCAACAUGCAAGAAAGAUUUUCGCCCCGAGAACAGCACACAGAUCUUUUUUUUCAUUCCUCUUAUCCCCAUGCCGCAGGGGAAGAUACCUGUGAAAAGUGUGAUAAAGAACAAUUAGCCAAACGAGAACCACGAGAUACACCGACACCUCAUAUCCACUAUGGAUUGAUUGCAUCGGGAGAUCAGGUAAUAAAGGACUCGGAAACACGAGACCGUCUAGCGCAACCGCAUGGAAUCCUCUGCUUUGAGAUGGAGGCAGCCGGCCUUAUGGAUCGGCUACCGACACUUGUGAUCCGAGGGAUAUGCGACUAUUGCGACUCUCAUAAGCAGAAACAGUGGCAAGGAUACGCAGCCUUGACAGCAGCAGCCUACACAAAACUAUUAUUAUCAGUCAUGCCUGUUGAGAUUACCCCAGAGACUACGGCACAAUCAAAAUCUGAUUUGACCAGUGAAGAUCAACGCUGCCUGCGAGAUCUUUUGCUGAGCAAUCCAGAUGAUGACCGAAGACGUAUUGAAGCCACUAAGGGUGGAUUGCUUGACGACUCAUUUCAAUGGAUCCUGGAUAAUGCUGAAUAUCAAAGAUGGUGGAAUCGUCCGGGGAGCCAACUCCUUUGGAUCAAGGGAGAUGCUGGGAAGGGUAAGACUAUGCUUAUAAUUGGGAUAAUCAAGCAACUUCUGAAGCCAGAAUUAUCCAAAUUGCCCGCCUAUUUUCUAUGCCAAGGAACUGACCCCAGACUAAACAAUUCUAUCGCUGUCCUGCGGGGCCUGAUUUAUAUGUUAAUCAUCCAGCAGCCGCACAUAAUCUCACACUUGCGACAAAGAUACGACACGGAAGGUAAAAGACUGUUCGAAGGUGUAAAUGCUUUUUACAGCUUGUCCGCUGUUUUCGAGAACAUUAUUGGAGAUCUGCGGCAAUCUACAGUAUACCUGCUCAUUGACGCUCUUGAUGAGUGUGAAGUGGACUUGAAAAGCUUACUCGGACUAAUUAAAAAAACAAUGUCCAUGCCAUCUGUCCAGGUCAAAUGGAUAGUCUCCAGUCGCAAUGUGAAUCAUAUUGAGCAAAUCCUAGAUGCUGAUCGUGGGGCCAACAAGCUCAGCCUUGAACUCAACGCGGACCGCAUAUAUCAUGCAAUCGAGACAUAUAUCAACUACGAAGUAUCACGCCUGGGAUUCCUUGAGCAUGAUCAAGGACUCCAGGAACAGGUCAGAGAUCAACUCCGCCAAAAGUCCAAUGGAACUUUCUUAUGGGUAGCCCUUGUAAUUAAAGAACUUCACAAAUGCCUUUUUGAAAGCGAAGUCCUCGACACCCUUGAAGACAUCCCAACAGACCUCUCCGGGCUCUAUGAUCAAAUGAUAACGCAGAUAGAUCGACUUCAGAAUCGGCGCCGUAAUAUCUGCAUAAUGGUUUUGUCGAUGGUUGUUCUCGCCUAUCGCCCGCUGCACUUAUCUGAGAUGCGCCACCUAACCGGUAUGGACAAAAAUAUGGAAUUAGAGAGGGCGGUCGGCCUGUGUGGAUCAUUCCUUACUAUUCGUGAUGAAUAUAUCUAUCUAAUCCACCAGUCGGCCAAAGACCAUCUUGAUACAAUUUAUAGGACUACUUCCAUCUUACGAGAUCGGUCGGAGAUUCACCACGAAAUGUAUAGCCAAUCCCUAAAGACACUCAAAAGCAAACUACGACGUAACAUUUACAAUCUUCAAGACCCUGGUGUUUCUGCUUCAGAGAUGGCAAAUUUCCGACCACACCCUGACCCGUUGUUCGAUCUGCGAUAUAGUUGCACAGGAUAUCAUCUUCUCCACUGGUUGGAGAGCCUUAGCCUGAUUGGCGAGAUCCGACACGGGAUAGUAGGUCUCAGAAAGCUCUCAGCUGCGUAUGCCCAGCACCAGUCUGUCUUCAAGGAAGCCGAGAGAUUUGCAAGUGUCAAUGGGUCUAUAAUCCGAGAGACACCUCUACAAACAUAUGGUGCCGCACUUGUCUUCUGUCCUCAAAAUAGUGAGAGCAAGAAACUCUAUUGGGAUGAGCGAUUAGAGUUUAUAGAGCAGGCAUAUAUAACGCAGGAAUCCUGGGAUCCAUGCAUGCAAGUCAUAGAGGGCCAUACACUCCCGGUUAAUGCAGUGGCCUUCUCACCUGAUGGGCAGACAGUCGCGUCUGCUUCCUGGGAAAGCAUCAUCCAGCUCUGGGAUACAGCCACAGGUGCGGCAAAGCAGACGCUGCAGGGUCAUACAGACGGGGUCAAUGCAGUGGCCUUCUCACCUGAUGGGCAGACAGUCGCAUCUGCUUCCGGGGAUAAGACCAUCCGGCUCUGGGAUACAGCCACGGGUGCUGCGAAGCAGACGCUGCAGGGCCACAUAUAUGGGGUUAAUGCAGUAGCCUUCUCACCUGAUGGGCAGACAGUCGCAUCUGCUUCCGGGGAUAAGACCAUCCGGCUCUGGGAUACAGCUACGGGUGCUGUGAAGCAGACACUGCAAGGCCAUACAUACCCGGUUAAUGCAGUGGCCUUCUCACCUGAUGGGCAGAUAGUCGUGUCUGCUUCCAGAGAUAAGACCAUCCGGCUCUGGGAUAUAGCCACGGGUGCUGCAAAGCAGACACUGCAGGGCCAUACAGGCGGGGUUAAUGCAGUGGCCUUCUCACCUGAUGGGCAGAUAGUCGCGUCUGCUUCCAAGGAUAAGACCAUCCGGCUCUGGGAUACAGCCACGGGUGCUGCGAAGCAGACGCUGCAGGGCCAUGUCAAUACAGUGGCCUUCUCACCUGAUGGGCAGACAAUCGCGUCUGUUUCCAAGUGGUAUAACACCAUCCGGCUCUGGGAUACAGCCACGGGUGCUGUGAAGCAGACGCUGCAGGGCCAUACAGGCGGGGKUAAUGCAGUGGCCUUCUCACCUGACGGGCAGACAGUCGCGUCUGUUUCCGAGUGGGAUAACAACAUCCGGCUCUGGAAUAACACCAUCCGGCUCUGGGAUACAGCCACGGGCGCUGUGAAGCAGACUCUGCAGGGCCAUAAAUACCGGAUCAGUGCAGUGGCCUUCUCACCUGAUGGGCAGACAGUCGCGUCUGCUUCCGAUGCCACCAUCCGGCUCUGGGAUACAGCCACAGGUGCUGCGAAACAGACGCUGCAGAGCCAUAUAGGCGGGGCCAAUGCAGUGGCCUUCUCACCUGAUGGGCAGACAGUCGUGUCUGCUUCCUGGGAUAAGACCAUCCAGCUCUGGGAUACAGCCACAGGUGCGGCAAAGCAGACGCUGCAGGGUCAUACAGACGGGGCCAAUGCAGUGGCCUUCUCACCUGAUGGGCAGACAGUCGUGUCUGCUUCCUGGGAUAGGACCAUCCAGCUCUGGGAUACAGCCACAGGUACUGCGAAACAGACGCUACAGGGCCAUACAGACGGGGUCAAUACAGUGGCCUUCUCACCUGAUGGGCAGACAGUCGCGGCUGCUUCCAAGUGGUAUAACACCAUCCGGCUCUGGGAUACAGCCACGGGUGCUGUGAAGCAGACGCUGCAGGGCCAUACAGACAGGGUCAAUGCAGUGGCCUUCUCACCUGAUGGGCAGAUAGUCGCGUCUGCUUCCAAGGAUAAGACCAUCCGGCUCUGGGAUACAGCCACAGGUGCUGUGACAGAAACACAUGACCUUGAUACAAUACCAAUGACCCUGUCAUUCUCAGCUGACGGCUGUUCUCUGAACUUUGAUCAUGGCUCACUUUCCUCGAAUCGUAAAGGCCGACACUCCUUUAGAAACGAAAUAUAUGUAGUUGAGAAAUGGAUAAGUCGCAACGGGCAACGCUUGAUCUGGCUUCCACUACAGUAUCGGGCGACAGAUGUGCUUACCCGUGACAACACAACGGUUCUAGGUCAUAGCUCAGGUGGCUUGACAUUCCUCAGGUUAAAUUAG
Talaromyces amestolkiae is the source of this 4410-nucleotide messenger RNA. RefSeq lists its product as uncharacterized. The coding region runs from base 1 to 4410 and encodes 1469 amino acids. Gene Ontology annotation, molecular function: protein binding; catalytic activity. The transcript has 3 exons. Lineage: Eukaryota; Fungi; Ascomycota; Eurotiomycetes; Eurotiales; Trichocomaceae. Gene Ontology annotation, biological process: nucleoside metabolic process. The record is from RefSeq and is a predicted model, not a curated record.